Messenger RNA from Gastrolobium bilobum, 1551 nucleotides. Its product is annotated as probable protein S-acyltransferase 7. Lineage: Eukaryota; Viridiplantae; Streptophyta; Magnoliopsida; Fabales; Fabaceae. The transcript is spliced from 6 exons. Gene Ontology annotation, cellular component: Golgi apparatus; endoplasmic reticulum. Gene Ontology annotation, molecular function: protein-cysteine S-palmitoyltransferase activity. The coding region runs from base 160 to 1479 and encodes 439 amino acids. Gene Ontology annotation, biological process: protein targeting to membrane; peptidyl-L-cysteine S-palmitoylation. The record is from RefSeq and is a predicted model, not a curated record.
ACACACACACUCCCAUCAUCUCCUGUUACAGAAAAAGAAAAAAAGAAACCCUUGUUUUGCUUCCAUUGCAGCACAGCACACACCCAAACCCUCAUGCCUUGUCGGCGAACCAACCCAACCCAUUGAGCUCGCAGAAACCUGGCCUCUAUCAAUUAAAUUAUGUACGUGGUACCUCCACCUCAGCGAUCGAAUCCGGGUUCAGGAUCCGGUGAUUUGCGGGUUUACCAAGCAUGGAAGGGUAGUAAUAAAUUUUUUCUUCAGGGCAGGUUCAUAUUUGGUCCAGAUGUAAGAUCGUUGGCCCUGACGUUUUCUUUUAUCAUUGUUCCUGUUGCAGUUUUCUGUGUCUUUGUUGCCAGAAAACUGUUAGAUGAUUUUUCUGAUCACUUGGGGAUAACCAUAAUGGCCGUUGCUGUUGUAUUCACAAUUUAUGUGCUAGUUCUUCUCUUGUUAACAUCUGGCCGAGACCCUGGCAUAAUUCCACGCAAUGCACAUCCUCCCGAGCCAGAAGGUUUUGAAGGUAGUCUAGAUGUUGCAGCUGGUCAAACUCCUCAAUUGCGGUUGCCUCGCAUUAAGGAGGUUGAGGUCAACGGAAUUACUGUUAAGGUGAAGUAUUGUGAUACUUGCAUGCUCUACAGGCCUCCUCGGUGCUCUCACUGCUCAAUUUGUAAUAAUUGUGUAGAACGGUUUGAUCACCAUUGCCCCUGGGUUGGGCAGUGCAUUGGGCUGCGUAAUUAUCGCUUCUUCUUGAUGUUUGUCUUCUCAACUACGCUACUUUGUAUAUAUGUUUUCGCAUUUUGUUGGGUCUAUAUUAGAAGAAUUAUGGAGUCAGAGGAGACAUCAAUUUGGAAGGCAAUGAUCAAAACACCUGCCUCCAUAAUAUUAAUUAUUUACACCUUCAUAGCGAUGUGGUUUGUUGGUGGUCUUACUGCCUUUCAUUUAUAUCUGAUAAGUACAAAUCAGACUACGUAUGAGAACUUCAGAUACAGAUAUGAUCGACGUGCCAACCCAUAUAACAAAGGAGUGAUCAAUAAUUUUAAAGAGAUAUUCUGCACUAACAUUCCCCAAUCAAAGAACAAUUUCAGGGUAAAGGUGCCAAUGGAACCAGCAUUACCUGCUCGAGCAGUGGGUGGAGGCGGCUUUAUGAGCCCAAGUAUGGGAAAAGCUGUUGAGGACAUAGAGAUGGGUAGGAAAACAGUGUGGAGCGACAUGGGAACUGGCAUCGAUCAUUCUGAAGGUCAAUUAAACGAACGCUUAGCUAUAAAGGAUGGAGAGUUUGGUGAAUUGUCUCCAGAAAUUAGGACAACAGUAGAUGACAUAGGUGAUCGUGCCGGAAUACAUCCCAGGAGAUCUAGCUGGGGAAGAAAAAGUGGAAGCUGGGAAAUGUCCCCUGAAGUUCUUGCUUUGGCAGCCAGGGUUGGGGAACCAAGUCCUGUGGGUGGAGGUAGCAGCAGUUUGAGCACUGAGAACAGGCAUGCAUAGCCACUGAAAUGAAUAGCCUGGCCAAGGAUUUUAUUGGCAGUAAUUAAAAGAUAACACUUGUCAUGUGGUAAC